UAUCGUCGCGUUUUGCCGACCACUACAAUCUUGUCGCUUUUUUCACUGUCCAUUCAAAAGGUAGUGCUCGUCUCGCGGAGUGCCGAGUCAAAAUCGGCUUACAGAAUGUAUCUAAUCUAAUUGAAGAUAGUCGAAAAAGGCAACAAUAUCUGGUGAGAAUUGUCGAUCGCAACCGGGAGUGAGAACCUUUCAAGCCAAUCCGGCGAAAAGUCUCAAAAAACGAUUCGAUAAAGUCGGGGAAGGGUUCUGGUGCAGAAAGGUGCACUUUGAGUGUGUGUGAUAUACGGAGGAAGAGGGAAAGAAAGAAUGAAUGAAAAAAUGAUUCGUCCGGCGAAGAUAAACUACCGGAAAACGGCCGGUUACUCGAGUCUGAUUACGUUUGCCGUGUUGCUGCUGGCAUGGCUCUGUGGGUUCUCCAGCCGCCUGUUUGCGGUAAUACGAUUCGAGAGCAUUAUCCAUGAGUUUGAUCCUUGGUUUAACUAUCGCGCAACGGCACACAUGGUCGAAAAUGGAUUCUACAAUUUCCUGAAUUGGUUCGACGAAUCGGCCUGGUAUCCACUAGGUCGUAUCGUCGGUGGCACGGUGUACCCUGGACUGAUGAUUACCUCCGGUGGUAUUCAUUGGCUUCUGCACACGCUGAACAUCCCGGUGCACAUUCGGGAUAUUUGCGUCUUCCUGGCACCUAUUUUCAGCGGACUAACAGCGAUCUCAACGUAUCUGCUGACCAAGGAAUUGUGGUCCGCUGGUGCAGGACUAUUCGCGGCGAGUUUUAUCGCGAUCGUCCCCGGAUACAUCAGUCGAUCGGUGGCGGGUUCUUACGAUAACGAGGGUAUCGCAAUCUUUGCGCUGCAGUUCACGUACUAUCUGUGGGUUAAAUCGGUCAAAACUGGAAGCGUCUACUGGGCAGCUUGCGCUGCACUAUCCUACUUCUACAUGGUUUCAGCUUGGGGUGGAUACGUGUUCAUCAUCAAUCUGAUUCCGCUGCAUGUGUUUGUUCUACUUAUCAUGGGACGGUAUUCUCCGCGACUAUUCACCUCAUACACAACGUUCUACAUCCUUGGGUUGAUCCUAUCGAUGCAAAUACCUUUCGUCGGAUUCCAACCGAUUCGUACCAGCGAACACAUGGCCGCAUCGGGGGUAUUCCUACUGCUAUUUGCUGUCGCUGCACUGAAACAUCUGCAAACCGUACUCUCCAAGCAAGAAUUCAAGAAACUUUUCAUCAUCGGCGGUUUGGCUGCUGCCGGAGUCGUGUUUACCGGUGUCGUCUUGCUAACCAUGCUUGGAGUGAUUGCACCUUGGAGUGGCCGCUUCUAUUCGCUGUGGGACACAGGUUACGCGAAGAUACACAUACCUAUCAUUGCUUCCGUGUCGGAACAUCAGCCAACAACGUGGUUCUCGUUCUUCUUCGAUCUGCACAUCCUGGUGUGUACAUUCCCCGUUGGAUUGUGGUACUGCAUCAAGAAGAUCAACGACGAGCGGGUGUUUGUCGUGCUGUACGCUAUCAGUGCGGUCUACUUUGCCGGCGUGAUGGUUCGACUGAUGUUGACUCUAACUCCGGUUGUUUGCAUUCUCGCUGGCGUGGCCUUCUCCGGAUUGUUGGAAGUGUUCCUAAAAGAGGAUGUGUCUCCUAAUAGCAAAGAUGGCAAUGAUUCCGAACAGGAAGAGGGCACCGGCGAGAGGAAGCAAUUGUAUGAUAAGGCAGGAAAGCUGAAGCACCGACCAAAACAUGACAGCUCAUCACAUGGUGCUCAUGGGGAACAGAAUGUUGGAAUGGGAUCGAAUCUGAAGAGUAUCGUGAUUGUGGCGAUUCUUAUGCUACUGAUGAUGUUUGCGGUACACUGCACCUGGGUUACGUCUAAUGCGUACAGCAGUCCAUCGAUUGUACUCGCUUUCUACAAUAGUAACGAUGGCACCCGCAACAUUUUGGAUGAUUUCCGUGAAGCUUACUACUGGCUAUGGCAAAACACUGCUCCGGACGCUCGUGUCAUGUCUUGGUGGGACUACGGUUAUCAGAUAGCGGGAAUGGCCAAUCGAACUACACUUGUGGACAAUAAUACGUGGAACAACAGUCACAUCGCUUUAGUGGGGAAGGCGAUGUCCUCACCGGAGGAUAAGGCUUACGAGAUCAUGACCUCGCUGGAUGUGGACUACGUGCUGGUUAUCUUCGGUGGCGUUAUCGGUUACAGCGGAGAUGACAUCAAUAAGUUCCUGUGGAUGGUGAGAAUCGCCGAGGGGGAACAUCCGAAAGACAUAAGGGAAAGCGACUAUUUCACCGACCGAGGGGAGUUUAGAAUUGAUGCGGAGGGCGCACCGGCACUUCUCAACUGCUUGAUGUACAAACUGAGCUACUACAAGUUUGGCGAACUGAAAUUGGAUUAUAGGGGUCCCGCUGGCUACGAUCGUACCCGAAAUGCCGUUAUCGGUAAUAAAGAUUUCGAUCUGACGUACUUGGAGGAAGCGUACACCAGCGAGCAUUGGUUGGUUCGCAUUUAUCGGGUGAAGAAACCGCACGAAUUCAACCGACCGGCGCUUAAGCCCGAAGAUCGUGUCGUCCCCGCUGGAGACUUUGUGUCCCGUAAGACCUCCAAGCGAAGGAAAGGUCUCAUCAAGAACCGUCCGGUGGUGAUCAAAGGGAAACGGAAUAAGUAAACUCUCGGUAACUGUUACCAUCGACUGCGAGAGAGAGAAAGCGAUAAAGAAUAAGAGGGUGUGUCUUUCUGCGUGAUGCUAUCUGUAACUGGAAUAUCAGCGAUUUUGUGUUUCUUUUUUUUUUGUUUUUACUGAGACAAUGAAAGAGCACAGAUAAUAAUCAAACAAAUAUUACCUAUUGCAGACAAAUAAUAAGCAAAAUUCCUCCUCCGAUCGUCGCGCGCUGAUGAUCUCCACUAGCGCUGCGUUAAUAGCAUUGUAGAAAAUAAUGUUUAGAGUUCACUUGAUUGUAUUUGGUUCUUUAGUUGUUAGCGCACUUGAAGGCUGAUCUGUUUUAACCGAAUCAAUUAUCGAUAGUUCAAUAUUAACAAGCCCUUUGCUGAACGAAGAAUAGAAGAAAACCCAACACGAAUUCUAGUGGAAUUUGCAAUUUUGGCGAAACAAUUUGAAGCGAAUAUAAUUUCCAAUUGUAGCGGAAAUAAACGAGAGAUGAGAUUCCAAUGUCACUGGGAAAAAUUGCAUUAGAUUAAUCGUUAAAUUAGUAAUGAAUGGAAGAUAACUAUCGAAAACAGCAUGGAAAGCCAAAUUUCCAAGGUCUAUUAGAGACCUUUUUUCUGUUUAUUAUUUAGAACUGGCAAACUGGGUUGACCACCAUUGGUUAGUGCAAAUUUGUUCUGUUUUUUUUUGUUUCGGUGAUGAAAUUGGCAGUUGAUUUAUAUUUCCAGCAUUUUUAACGGCAAAACCAUUGCACCAGGUAUGCACAUUCUCUGGACACGAUAGGAAAAAAUUAAAAUAAA
Molecule: messenger RNA, 3446 nt
Organism: Toxorhynchites rutilus septentrionalis
Lineage: Eukaryota; Metazoa; Arthropoda; Insecta; Diptera; Culicidae
Gene: Stt3B
Product: dolichyl-diphosphooligosaccharide--protein glycosyltransferase subunit STT3B
Exons: 5
Coding region: 307-2649 (780 amino acids)
Biological process (GO): post-translational protein modification
Cellular component (GO): membrane
Molecular function (GO): dolichyl-diphosphooligosaccharide-protein glycotransferase activity
Source: RefSeq, a predicted model, not a curated record